Tribolium castaneum (red flour beetle) is the source of this 449-nucleotide messenger RNA. It is a transcript of the gene ATPsynG, whose product is annotated as ATP synthase, subunit G. Gene Ontology annotation, molecular function: proton-transporting ATP synthase activity, rotational mechanism. Lineage: Eukaryota; Metazoa; Arthropoda; Insecta; Coleoptera; Tenebrionidae. The coding region runs from base 102 to 401 and encodes 99 amino acids. The record is from RefSeq and is a predicted model, not a curated record. The transcript is spliced from 2 exons. Gene Ontology annotation, biological process: proton motive force-driven ATP synthesis.
CUUUCGGACCGGUUGGCAACACUACACCCAGUCUCAGCUGUCAAGUGUCACACAUUUCUAAGGCCCCAAAUUAUCAAUUUUUACAAUAAAACCACCGAAAAAUGUCGAAAUUAAUUUCACAAGCUCCGGCUCUUGCCGCACGACUGGCGGCUGAGGCAAAACCGCGUCUUGAGACCUUUGUCAAGUACGCUAAAGUCGAGUUGACGCCUCCGACUCUUGGCGAUAUUCCCGAAAUUCGCAGUGGGAUAAGUCGUCUAAUCAGUGGGGCUAGAACGGGACGUUGGAAGGAAACUCCAGUCAAGGAGGCUUGGUUGAACACCCUUGUGACAGUUGAAGUAUUGUGUUGGUUUUAUGUAGGGGAAUGCAUCGGUAAACGUCAUAUUGUGGGCUAUGAUGUUUAAGAAAUUGUUAUUAACACAAGGUUGUAGUAAUAAACAUAUUUAAUUGUG